Messenger RNA from Uranotaenia lowii, 836 nucleotides. Its product is annotated as NPC intracellular cholesterol transporter 2-like. The transcript has 2 exons. NCBI's taxonomy places the organism in Eukaryota, Metazoa, Arthropoda, Insecta, Diptera, Culicidae. Bases 92 to 541 code for a protein of 149 amino acids. Gene Ontology annotation, molecular function: sterol binding. Gene Ontology annotation, biological process: sterol transport. The record is from RefSeq and is a predicted model, not a curated record.
ACGAAUAGAUGAUAGGCGGGGUUUUGAAGAUUCCUCUGGAAGUUCAAAUUUUAUAGUUUUUUUACUAACCAGUUUUUGGAACGCGUCAACGAUGACAAAAACUCUGCUGCAGGCCGUUUUAAUAUGCUCAUUUGCGAUUGCAGCAUUUGGGCUUCAGGUGCAAAAGUGUAAAUCUGGGGACAUUCCGACAAUGUUGGACAUCGAGGGGUGCUCAAAAACGCCAUGCACCAUAGUUAAUGGACAAAAUCUCAAGUUGAGUGCAGAAUUUGUUGCACCUCAUGCAACGAAAUCUCUAACAGUGAAAGUUAUUCCCCGGAUCGGCCUCAUCGCCAUCCCUUUUGAGCUGCCGGAGGAGCAUCGAGAUGGCUGCAAGAAACUUGUGAACGCCCAAUGUCCCCUGGGUCGGGGCCAGCGAGUCCAGGCGGCCGCAAACAUUCCAAUCCAAGCUCCAGUAAAAAACGUCAAAGUCAACGUCGAGUUCCAGCUCCGUUCCGAUUCCGGGCUGGCCAUUUGCUUCAAGAUGGACGUCAAAAUUGUGUAGCCAGUCUCCGGUCCCUUAAGAGGGUAAUAAAAUUGGAAUCAGCAAAAAAAAAAAUUUAGUGUUCAUACAAGAAAAGCGAUGAGAAAGUCCGAGGGUAAACAAUAAUUCUAAAUUGGAUGCCUCGGAGAAAUUUUUGUUUGCGAUGUGGUUGGGGAAUAAUUUCCACCCAUAAGAUGUAAUUAAAACACUCUCAUAAAGCAAUAAAUUUCGAAUAAAUUGCCAUCACCCUCUGAAAAUGUGAGAACCAUCUCAAAGUUCGACGAGGAUGGCCAUCUCAAAGUGAAGUGAAAAUCUG